Messenger RNA from Notechis scutatus (mainland tiger snake), 531 nucleotides. The record is from RefSeq and is a predicted model, not a curated record. NCBI's taxonomy places the organism in Eukaryota, Metazoa, Chordata, Lepidosauria, Squamata, Elapidae.
AGUGCAGGACAGGUGCAGAUUAAAGGAGCUGAUGAAGCUGUGGCAGAGGAAAAUGCUGCUCUUGGCUACUGUCCUCAAGAGAAUGCGCUCUGGUCCAACCUGACCAUGAAAGAACAUUUGGAGAUUUUUGCAGCCAUAAAAGGGAUCAGGAAGGACGAUGCUACGAUGGCCAUUAAUCGAAUAUCUCAAGCUCUACAACUCCGAGGGCAUUUUAAAAAGACAACAAAGACUUUAGCAGCUGGAUUAACCAGAAAACUGUGCUUUGCUCUGAGCAUGUUGGGUAAUCCCACUCUGAUGCUUUUGGAUGAACCAACCACAAGCCUGGAUCCAAAAGGGAAGCGCCUAGUGUGGAGAGCAAUUCGCACUAUGCUGCAGGAGAAGGAUGAAGGAGUCAUUUUGACAACUCACCACAUGGAGGAAGCAGAGGUGUUGUGCGACCGAGUAGCUAUCAUGGUGUCUGGACAGCUUAGGUGGGUUUCUUUAAAUAUUUUACUCUAUAACAGGCUACCCAAAUAGAGAAAAUAUAGAUAA